AUGUGCUGCAACUACUACAGCAACUCCUGUGGCUAUGGCUGUGGCUAUGGCUCAGGCUAUGGCUGUGGCUAUGGCUCUGGUUGUGGCUGUGGCUCUGGCUGUGGCUAUGGAUAUGGUUCUGGCUACGGCUGCGGAUACGGGUCAGGCUAUGGUUGUGGCUCUGGCUCUGGCUAUGGCUAUGGCUGUGGCUAUGGCUCAGGCUAUGGCUGUGGCUAUGGCUCUGGUUGUGGCUGUGGCUCUGGCUGUGGCUAUGGAUAUGGUUCUGGCUACGGCUGCGGAUACGGGUCAGGCUAUGGUUGUGGCUAUGGCUCUGGCUAUGGCUGUGGAUAUGGUUCUGGCUAUGGCGGCUGCGGAUAUGGUUCAGGUUAUGGCUGUGGCUAUGGUUCUGGCUAUGGCUGUGGAUACGGUUCAGGCUAUGGUUGUGGUUAUGGCACUAACUGUUACAGCUACCGACCAUUUUGUUUUAGAAGAUGCUAUUCUUGCUGCUAA
Molecule: messenger RNA, 489 nt
Organism: Ochotona princeps (American pika)
Lineage: Eukaryota; Metazoa; Chordata; Mammalia; Lagomorpha; Ochotonidae
Product: keratin-associated protein 6-2-like
Exons: 1
Coding region: 1-489 (162 amino acids)
Biological process (GO): hair follicle development
Source: RefSeq, a predicted model, not a curated record